This is a messenger RNA of Xylaria bambusicola, 1881 nucleotides long. RefSeq lists its product as uncharacterized. The record is from RefSeq and is a predicted model, not a curated record. The coding region runs from base 425 to 1558 and encodes 377 amino acids. Lineage: Eukaryota; Fungi; Ascomycota; Sordariomycetes; Xylariales; Xylariaceae. The transcript has 5 exons.
AAUGUAAUCAAUCUAAUUGACUAAUUAGCAAAUCCCACGCAUGAGGCACCCACCAGCUAGGUAGGCAACCUUUUGGAUGGUGUGUAGGUUGGGACCCAAUGAAAUAGUGGCAUGUCUUCAAUGCGGUAAGAAUCGAUCUACCCUGCCUCAAAAGUACGAAUUGUAGGCCAAUCAGUGGGAUAUACCGCGCAAUGCUGUCUCGUAUGAGCCUGCAUUUUACUGAUGGGUGGCUGGCUGGCUGACGACUGUGUUGGCAUUUUUGACAAGGCCGCAUACACCGGAUUAUGACCAAAUGGAGGUCUAACAGCGCCACAUAUAUGCAAUAUUGAUUCUUCCAACGCCCGGCCUGGCUCCUUGUGCAAUCUGAACACAGACAUACUCUUCAUAACAGUUUGAUUUUUAGAACUUCAGCAAAGAUUGUAUAAUGCCGCAAGAUAACGCCAGAAUUGCCCAUGCCUUUGUUAUCCGCAGGCCAUUGAAGGGUAGUCCAAUCCAGGCGGACCUUGCAGCCCACUCUGCAGUUCUUCUCAUAGAUGAGAAUGGGAAAGCCCUCAUUGCAGAACGUCUAGGUAGCCCACACGGAAGCGACUUCCGCGAUGUGAGCUACGAAAUUAUUCAAACGAAUCGCAUGCGAAAAUAUGAGAAGAUAGUAACAGAUGAUGGACAAGUGUGGUCAAAACAGCUCAUCGGGAACAAGGUCCCAAGGAUUGUAACAAGAGGCCAGGUAAACGAAUUCAUAGCUGAGCUUAGUCACGCCACAGUUUACAACUUCCGCACCUCGAACUGCCACCAAGCGCAGGAGGAACUCAGAAGGUGGCUCGGCUUGGAAAUCCCGGCACCGAGACGUCUAACUGCGCUCACAAUGAUGCUCACGCCAUCAACCAGGGAUUCCACUCACCAGCCUCCAGGCGUUGGCCUCGGCCUCAAGACCCUGCCUCACGCGGCAGGAGAUGAGAUAAAUUCUGCUCUGAACGCCCACGUUGGUGUCCCCCAAGGGGAAUGCUCUAGAAGGGUAUCUCCUUACCACGCAUGGGGGAAUCUACAAACACCAAAUUUCUUAUCAGAGCGUAGCAUUCUAAGCGGACAAAACUUGAUCAUGCCGCAGCCAGACCUUUCCUACCUAGAUCUUGCAGGUUAUACAUCAGCCCAAGCCGCUCAAGGGCGUAUCGAAGUUCCCGCGCGAGGACCGACUCGGUCGGAUCUUUCCUACCUUGAUCUGCCAAUCGACACAUCCGCUCGCCACCAUGUGCCCAACUCGAGCGCCAGUCCCAGCCUUGAUCAGAGCAACACGAAUUCAAUUCCUAGGCUCGCGCCUGGACAUAUGAACAUGGUCGCAGGUGCCGUUUCUGAUCUGAAAGAAGGCUCCUGGGAUGAGGCGAGGGUGGCAAGGGUCAUCGGUGUGACUGUAGCUGGUGCUGGUCUGUACGCAGCGACGGGAGGCGCUGUUUUGGCAGUUCCUACUGCAACCGGCGUAGCUGCUGGGGUGUCAAUGGCGUUAGGACCGGCGGGACUUGUAAUGGCCGGACUCUUUGCUGUCUUUGGGAUUCUCGGCAGCUGAGGAAGAUUUGGAUUAGAUGAAUUGGAGGGUUAGAAAGAUAAAUACACUGACAUAGUAUCAAAGUCCAAUGCUGUCGAACGCAGGGUGGUAGUCAGUGACUGUGCGCGGGGUUUCAACUCGUAAUAAGUAAAGGAAAUGGUCAUACGCAGGGAUUUAAAAGGGGCGCCUGUGGUCAUUUGUAUAGAUACAAUUACCUAGCCGUCUAUAAAGCUCAGUUUCCCCCUUCUCUUGACAAGAGAAGCGUUUCUCUAGCUGUGAUGAGCACGGUGUUCAACUUGAGAUAAAGCCACAAGCUUGUGCGAGUCUCUCCGCGUGGCGUGGCG